Messenger RNA from Podospora pseudocomata, 3910 nucleotides. RefSeq lists its product as uncharacterized. Bases 2637 to 3842 code for a protein of 401 amino acids. NCBI's taxonomy places the organism in Eukaryota, Fungi, Ascomycota, Sordariomycetes, Sordariales, Podosporaceae. The transcript has 2 exons. The record is from RefSeq and is a predicted model, not a curated record.
CUGAUAUGAUACACAAUUCUCCCCUCCUCUACUAUGUCUUACAACUUGAUCGUAACAUCCCACGCAUCCAACCCCACCGCCACCCCCGUCACAGUCCCCAUAUACGCCAACAAAAUUCCCAUGGUCGCCAGCCCGCCCGCAUGAAGCGUCGGCACCGUCAUAUUCACCAACCCCGUAAGCAAGUUCCCCAGCAAAAACACCGCCAGCCCAUUCCUGUUGUACGCCUUCAGCACCCUGCUCGUGGCCGUCUCAUACGCCUCCUUCUCCGCCCUCGCAUCCCCCGCGCUGUAAAACUGCGGAAAAAACACCACGUCCACCACCGCAAAAGCAAACAGCAGCCCCUGGUUGAACGCCACAACCCACAGCGUGUAAGGCAAGUUUGCCAACCUCCUCGACACGCUCAAACCAGCCCCGUACUUGUAGUCCGUCGCCAAAAAGUACAUCCCCAUCCAAACCGCCGCCCAGCUCCCCAUCUUCGUCAGCAGCACUUUUCCAGAAGCUUUUGAAGAAGAGCCCAGGCUCCUAGGCAGCACCACCAUCCCCAUGUCCUGCCCGGCCAAGAAGAUAGCUAGAUACCCCCAAAAACUGCAAAUCCCCUCCCUGUUCAUAGACAGCAAACUGUCCCUCACCCCAACCAAAAUCCAUCCUUUGAGCUCCGUCGUCUCCAAAACGGUUUGAUACCCUACACUCAACAACACCGCCAACCCCGCAUACGAAGGCACUACCGCCAGCGCAGACUGGAAAAGCGCCACAAACGGCGGCAGGAAACCCAGAGUGAAGAAAAAGUUCCAGUGAACUCCAUACUCGGUCACGUGCUCCGCGUAGUCCAGCCCUUUGACACUGAGUAAUCUGACCACUCCCAAGGCGAGAAGGGGCAAAGAAUGACGGAAUGACCUGAUCAAUCUUGUGCCGAGGGGGGUGGUCUGGCCCUCUGCGCGCUCUUUUAGCAGAGGCCGAGAGGCGACAAUGCCGGCAGAGUAGACAAACGACCCGACGCCCAUGUCCAUGAGGGAAGUCCCCCAGGUCUCGACCUUGGCGAAGCGGCGGGGGAAGAGGCGGAAGUCGACGGCGAGGAUGCAGAUGCAGGUCACUACUAGCAUGUUGCCGCGGUAGUUUGUCAGGAAGGGCUUUGUGGAGAGCACCGAAAGCCCUUGGGGGUUGGUGGUGGUGGAGGAUUUCGCAUUGCUGGGUCUAGCUGGCUUCUUUUUGGAGGAGGAGGAGGAUGGUGGAACGGCGUAGACAAAGGCUGCGGCGGUGAGGAGGAGGAUGUUGAGGAGGAUUGGGGAGCUCGAGUAGAGGGUUACUGAGAGGAGGAGGGCGCCGACGUUGAGGAGGUAGUCGAUUACGAAGGCGAGGGGGGUAUAGGGUUUGAAGAAGGAUUGGCGGGAUUGGAGGACGGACCAGAGGAGGGUUACUACCUGAAAGUUUUGUUAUGUCAGUGGUAGUUGAGGUAUCACAUCGGACGGUCCCUCAUACUGGUGCUACGGCGCAAACUUGAGCUACCUCUAUCACCGAACCGCCUGACAAGUUGGACACGAAAUCCUCCUUCAGCUGCUUGUAGCUGUGAGCUGUUCUCGCGGCGUUUGCGCCGGUGUCGGGUUCGGACAUGGCGGGCAGACAAUAUGGUGCGGAAGAGGGGAAAGUAAAAGACAAAAUUGUUUCGCUAUGUUUCAGACAACAUGACAGGACAGCAGAGAAGUAUAUGGGAUGGGAUGAGAAGUGAUAAUCCAGAAUUCAUGGACGCCAAAUGCCAGCUUGCGGCUUCCAGCCGUCAAGGUGCCACCUGUGUUUAGGGCAGCCAAUGGCGAGCUUCAGAGCUCUCCCCAGCCUGCCAAGACCCUGCAGGGGUCCCUGUCCCAUUCUGAGACGCCUUCAGCUCUCACAUCUGAUUGGUCGAAUAUGAACUUGAAGACAUCUGACAUUCCCAGUCCAACUUUCGCCUCCAAUAUAUGUAUGCCUUCUACCAUCACCACCUCGAUUCUGACUCUAUUAUCUAUCUUACACUCUUAUUCCAAGAUAUUUACCACAAUAUGAGACGCUGCCAACAGUGAUGUGCGGCAUGAUCCGUCAAAGAUCUCAAGGCCAUGGGCUCGGCCUUGGCAGAGAACGAAAGUUGCGAAGAUGAUGUGUCGGUGGUGUGCUCCGAAGAGUACCCUCCUUUGUUCAUGGACCCGUCGCACUGGUUAAUGGCGGGCACUAGGCGACCAGGCCCACAAAGCAUAUUCGACCUAUCGCCGACAAGGCCUAGAUAGCUACCCGUGACAUCUCAUAACUACUAGUUCGAUCUGCUUGUCCUGUGUCAGGAGAGAGACCUCCUGCCGCCACUGCCUUUGUUCGCGACACUCAGCCCAGGCAUCUUGCGGAGCUUUGUCUCGCAUCGCUGCGUCUGACUCAACCACCGUGUACUCAUCUAGUAUGGCUUUGAGCCCAGGGAACCUUUCAGCCUGGAAGAAAGGGAAGAUGAAUAAAAGCAGCAUGGCCGGGACUGUCUCCCAUCACCAUGAAUCGACCUUGCAAAGUCCGCCCGCCCGUGUAUCUAGUACGACACCAGCCAAGAGAACGCUGGAUCUCUCUACCUGGGGUGUCAUAGCAACAUCUGCAUUGUUCUUGAACUCUGCAACACCAAAACCGCUAUCAUGGAGACCCAGACGCGACCUCGCUCGCGCCCAGAUUUGUCUCCUGUCUAUGUCGACCACCGUGAACACCAGGAGUACUGUAAAGGCCCAACAUUCACGACCCGUACCGGUGCCCUUUUCUCUAUUGCCACCUUGAGAUCAGACCCACCUCCCAGCGCCAUGCUACCAGCUUCUGGCAAUGAUAUAGCGAUGAGGCUACACGAGCGAGCCAUGAUAGAUAGCCUAGAUCACCGAGGAAGGCACCUCGAGCCUCAGUGCUCCCCUGGCACCGCCCGCUCUCUGUCGCCUAUAGUCGAGCACGGGCUAAACUCUCGACGAGCGUCCAUGGCAAGCUUGCCUUUGCCCCGAGUGCCAGCUCCUUCCCCGCAGUCACCUUCUUUUCACCAUUACCCCAGAAGGCCAACCCUCGCCUCCGAGACGCGAUCAAUACUGCUGUCAGGAAUAGGAGAUCAAGGCUCAAGGCAUCCCGAUGGUUUGCCGCGAAUCACCAGCAGCAGCUUUGAUGACCGUCGUCAGUCUUUGCCGUCAUCAUUUGUGACACCGGCUCCACGAAGGAACAGCCACCAGCUGCGGCAGGAGCUCCAAGCUUGGGGUCAUGUCUUUCUGGGCAACGGAUCAGAGGCACAAUGCUUCGUUUCGGCUGUUCCCCUCAGGAGAUCCAGCGGCAAUUCAUCGGCAGACGACGAAGAUACAGUAAUGAAGGACGAAACAACGCCAGUCACACCGGAACCACCCAACCAACUCACAGUUCGUGUUCGAGUUAGACCAUGCGCUCUGGACCGAAAACCUUUCCUGUUAACACGGACGUUUGACAUGGAUAUGCUCAGGGCUACCGUCCCGGAACCAAGUCCCGUGCUGGAGGGGCCUAGAAGAAUAUCGGCCGACGCAAGGGGCCGGAACUUGUUUCCGACUGGCCAUCGUCAAUCAUCUGUUAUCUCGACAGGAGAGGCAAGCCCAGGGCCUGAAAAUAUAUUACAAAUUCGAAGUGGAAAUACCGUUCCCAUCCACAAGCCAUAUGCCUGUGCGUUCUUUCCCGUCUUGGCCGCGCUUCUGUAUUCAAAGCACAUCCAGCCGCGCGACAUCGUCGAUCUCCCGCUGCCUCACCCCGAAGUCUGGGGUCGAACGGUGGCUCAUGUAUAUACAGGCCAAGGGGAGCUAACAGAGGCCAUCAGCCAGAACAUCUUGUACCUGUGUGGUAGGGUUUGAGUUCUUUCUUCCGGCCUUCUCUUUUCGGUUGGAAGAAAUAUCACCACAUGACCUCUGGCGUUAUCUCU